This is a messenger RNA of Linepithema humile (Argentine ant), 2111 nucleotides long. RefSeq names its product SET domain-containing protein SmydA-8-like. Lineage: Eukaryota; Metazoa; Arthropoda; Insecta; Hymenoptera; Formicidae. Gene Ontology annotation, molecular function: protein binding. The record is from RefSeq and is a predicted model, not a curated record.
UUACAUCAGAACAAAUAAUGAUAAAUCAGUAUAAAAUCAUACACGCACACAAUCCUUUUCUCCCUAAAAAUAUAGUUUUAAAAAUAUUAACCAGAUAUUUUUGGUCGUUUUUACAUAGAUAUUUAUGAUUUUCCAUCCAAAAUUGAUUAAGAUACUUGGUUUGUAUGUGUAGUAAUAUAUCUAAUAAAUCAAUCAAUUAAAUUCGCUGUUAUCAGAUAAGAGUACGUCUAGAAAGUAAUGGCAAUUUGAUUAUAUCAUUGUGUUAUGCCAAUGUGUGCAUCACGUACUACUAAUUCUGUACUAACAUUGCAAACUACACGCGAUACUACUCUGUGUCUAAUAAUACAACCCGUCGCGUUCGUACCGGAAAAAGACGGUUCGUAUUACUGAUGAUUCCUUCUUAAUGCCAGUUACGGGUUGACAGUCGCAAACUUGAAGGAGGUAAUCUAAAGAUAUGGUGCCCACCCCGAAGUAUAAGACCGUGCAUUCGACGAAACUUGGAAGAUACCUUGUAGCAGCUAGAAAUAUAGAGCCAGGAGAAGUUAUCAUUCGAGAGGAACCAAUUGUAGUCGGCCCGAUAUAUAGGAAAGAUUGCUUCUGCUUUGCAUGCUUACGUUCUUUAACAAAUAUAGACGGAGGAAAACAGUAUGUUUGUUCCAAAUGUAAUGUAGCAUCGUUGUGCAGCGUUGCAUGCGAGAUAAGAACGACUCAUCACACAAAUGAUGAAUGCCAGAUGUUUAAGAACAAUCGAGAUCUAUUGAUAGAAAAUGAUGAUGAAAUUAACGCGACAGGAAUAUUGCUAGCCUUGCGAUUAUUGCUAAUAAAAUAUAGAAAUCCAGCUGUAUGGGAAAAAAUAAAUUAUAUGGAGGCUCAUUUAGAUAAAAGGAUAGGCACAUCCAUCUGGAAGGACAGAGAAGUCAAUAUUGUAGACGUGAUUCGGAGGCUUCGCAUGCCCGCUGAGAUUGAGCCACCGAGUGCGGAAUUAAUGCAGAAAUUAUGCGGCAUUUUAGAUGUGAAUGCCUUCCAGUUGCGAUCACCUGGCGCUCUUGACGGUCUUCUUCUUCGAGGAUUAUACAUCGAGGCGACUCUGAUGGCUCAUGACUGCAGGGGUAACACUCACCUCUCGGUGGAUGACAAUUUCCAGUUGACUAUUUAUGCAAGCGUAACGAUCAAAGAGGAUGAGCCUAUUCUUUUCAAUUAUACUUCAUCGCUUUUGGGUACAGCUGACAGAAAGGAGCAUCUUCGCGAGGGAAAGUAUUUCGAAUGUGAAUGCUCUUUGUGCAGAGAUCCUUACGAAUUAGAGUCGCAUUUAAGUAGUGUGUUAUGUCCACAUUGUAAAGAGGGAUUCGUAGGAAUGCAAGAUACUUCCAGCCUCAAUCCAUAUGAGCGAGGGAGUCGAUGGCAAUGUCAAAUGUGCAAGAGGACUUUUAGUGGUCGUCUUAUCAGAGCUACAUUAAACAUAUGUCGAACGCUCAUCGAUGACUGCGAUAUUGACAUAAAAAGUAUAGAGGGCUUACUUAAAAGAUUAUCCCGAUCAUUGCACACCAAUCAUUUCCUGAUGCUAUCCUUGAAGCAGAAAUUAUUGAUGUUGUGUAGAAAAGAAAUAAUAUCUCCGAACCCUCAGAAAAAAAUCAUACAAAAGAUGUUGGAUACGUGUAAGGAAGUCUAUAAUGUUUUAGAUAUAGUAGAGCCAGGCAUAUCACGUUUAAAAGGCAUAAUGUUGUACGAAAUGCAUUUACCUAUGAUUAUACUGGCGAAUCGAUCUUAUUCUGCACGUGAGAUCUCAUCGGCGCAACUAGCCUGCCGACUGGAAGAGGCUAGAGAUCUUCUAAAGAAAGCUCUGACUAUGCUCUUUUUGGAACCAGUGACAACUCCAGAAGGGAAAUUGGCUAAAAGAGCACUGGAAGAAUUGCGAACGCUAAACCAAAAUAUAAGCGACGUCAAGUCUUUGCCGUCAGACAAACCGAAAAUCCAUGUUCGUAAAGCAAAAGUACACCGCAAAAAGAUCAAAUGAUAUCUAUACUUUUGCUUUUCUGUGAAUUAGUAUAUAUAUAAUAUUAGUUAUAUAUAGAAGAUAGUUUCUUUUUUCUUGUAAAGGUAAGUAAUGUUAA